AUGCGGUUCCCGCCGGCGGGCACCUGGGCACUGCGCCCCAUCUGGACUGAAAUGGGGACACCCCUUCGGGGUAGCUUCUCCCACCGGGAUCCUGGCCAUAUUGUUCUCGUUCUUCUCGUGAUAACUCCGCAGUGGAGGUGGAUUCCGUCCAAGACGCCCAACUUGGCUCCGCGUAGCAAUCAGCGCUGCAAUCCUGGCGGUUACCUCCGCGGCGGCGUCUUCCUCUGCGCCUCACAGUCGCAGCCCGCGGCCCUCCCCACCUUAGGGCGUUUACAAAAGAAACUACUCCAGACGCGCUGCAAAGGGAGGCGGCGCUUGUGCCCGAAAGCUGGAGAUCAUGCGGGGCCAUUCUGCAUGUGUGAUGUUUCUGGGGGGUGGGGGGGGGGGGUCGUGUAGGUCGGGGGCGGGGGGGAGUCAGGCAGAAAGACAGGGAGAACCUCUGCUAUGAAGGAUCCGCGAGUCCUAAAAUACAAGCUUCGUGUGACUAGCGAUCUGCACUGA
Nomascus leucogenys (northern white-cheeked gibbon) is the source of this 501-nucleotide messenger RNA. RefSeq lists its product as uncharacterized. Lineage: Eukaryota; Metazoa; Chordata; Mammalia; Primates; Hylobatidae. The record is from RefSeq and is a predicted model, not a curated record.